CGAAAGGAAAGGCAGGAAGGAAGUUGUUUGUAGCUGUCUUUUGUGGUUUCGUGCUCUCCUCCUCCUGAGAUAGAUAGAUAGAUAGCCGCUCUAUCUCUCUCAAAUAACUUGUUUAAGCCAACGAGUGAGUACUAGUACUACUAGUGGUUGUUUCUAUUAGGGCUCGCCCUCCCCUCCGAUUGUAGCAGAAUUUUCUGAUCCAUCGUCUCCCAGUUAGAUUUCUUCUUCUUUAGACAAGUCUUUUCUCUUUCUCCCUCUCUUGAUGUAUUGGUUGGUGGUGGUGGUAAAAGAUAAGAUUGGGGAUCUCUCUCACUCUGUCUUUCUCAAGCACGGCGUCGGUUGGACGCUUCAUCUUCAGAUUCGGACUUAGUUGUUUCCAUCUUUGAGGCCUGCAUUAUUACAUCAUUAGAGUCGUGAUCUUCUGUACUACUCAAGGAUGAGAUUAGAUGAAAGGGAAAACUCCUUUUGCAGAUUAUUUGGAGCCAGGGAUUGAUAGGUUAGCAUCAUCUUGUGAAGAAAAGAAUGGCAAAGAUGAUUGAUAAAUCACUUCUCUUGACCUAUCUGUACUUGCUAAUCUACAUUAUGCUUUCAUCUGGAGUUAUAUUGUACAACAAGGGAAAAUGCUUUGGCCUCCCACCCAUCCUUUUACUCCGUUUUUUUAAGGAUCAAGUGCCAUCUUCUCUUUGUGGGUUCUCUCUCCAAAGUACUUCAAUUUUCCAUUUCCAAUAACACUUACAAUGAUUCAUAUGGGAUUUUCUGGAUUAGUAGCAUUCCUUCUUGUUCGUGUUUUCAAGGUUGUGUCUCCUGUUAAAAUGACAUUUGAGAUAUAUGCGACGUGUGUGAUUCCAAUAAGUGCCUUCUUUGCUUCUAGUCUCUGGUUUGGUAACACUGCUUACUUGCAUAUCUCUGUGGCCUUCAUCCAGAUGCUCAAAGCCCUAAUGCCGGUGGCGACAUUUCUCGUGGCUGUUUUGUGUGGCACUGACAAAUUAAGGUGGGACGUGUUCUUGAACAUGGUGCUGGUCAGUGUUGGAGUUGUCAUUUCCUCAUACGGGGAAAUUCAUUUUAAUGUAGUUGGGACACUUUACCAGGUCACAGGGAUCUGUGCAGAAGCUCUAAGGCUGGUUUUGACUCAAGUCCUCCUGCAAAAGAAGGGCUUGACUCUAAAUCCUAUUACCAGUCUAUAUUAUAUAGCUCCAUGCAGUUUCGUGUUUCUAUUUGUACCUUGGUAUUUCCUGGAGCAACCUGGGAUGGAAGUUUCGCAGAUCCAGUUCAAUUUCUGGAUUUUUUUCUCUAAUGCUAUUUGUGCUUUAGCAUUGAACUUCUCGAUUUUCUUGGUAAUCGGUAGAACUGGAGCAGUUACCAUUCGAGUUGCUGGUGUUCUGAAAGAUUGGAUUCUGAUCGCCCUUUCAACUGUUAUAUUCCCAGAGUCCACCAUUACUGGGCUGAAUAUUAUUGGAUAUGCAAUUGCACUAUGUGGUGUUGUGAUGUACAACUACUUGAAGGUUAAGGAUGUUCGGGCAUCUCAAGUCCCUGCUGAUGGUAUUCCAGAGAGAAUUGCAAAGGACUGGAAGUUUGAGAAGAAGUCCUCUGACAUACAUAGACCAGAUAGCAGUGAUGAUGACAAUGGAGGAAGCAGUAGAGGGAAUAAUAAUUCUGCCUCAGAUGUAAAUGCAGACGAAGAGAUGCCUCUAAUACCUUCAUCGAGGUUGUCUCAUAUUGGACGUGCGCAGCUUAGCAGUCAUGGCCCGUGACUAUGAUGAACCGAAUGUAGAUAAAACGUCAAGAGAAACUUUUCUUUGCAAAACCAAAAAAAAAGGCUAAAGGGAGGAAGAGAAAGCAGGAGCAACUGUAUACUACACCUCUUAGAUGGUGUGAAAACCCUUACCUCUUUUUUGGUCGGAAAAAGCUCAUUACACAAAAGUUAGGGGCAAUAUUAUAAGAUAUGCUUUAUGGCCGGUAGUUUCUUGAUGAACAUGCCAACAAAAUAUAUUGAGGGCUCUUCAUUUUGAGACUAGAUCCUGAUUUUAUGUUAAUUAGAUUUGCCUUCGGUGGAAUGUUUUAUUUAUUUAUUUCACUACAGAAUUUUGAGUUAA
Camellia sinensis is the source of this 2093-nucleotide messenger RNA. NCBI's taxonomy places the organism in Eukaryota, Viridiplantae, Streptophyta, Magnoliopsida, Ericales, Theaceae. The record is from RefSeq and is a predicted model, not a curated record.